UCCUUCUGCUAAUGAAAGGGAAAAGGAUGGUACUAAAAGCCUGCUAGCCCAUUUAUAGUGGGCCUUUUAGAGCAUUUUACACUGUGUGUUUAAGUAUGGGUGUGUCUGGCGCACUGCAAAUUUGUUCCAAGCCAAAUGAUGUCAUAUUCAAGAGCUAGAGUGGGGCUGCUGAGAAGCCGCCCUUGCUUCCUGAGUGUGAGAAAGCUGGCAUUUUCCUCUCUCUCUCUCUUUUUUCUCUCUCUCUCCCUUCUUAUCAGCUGCAACUGAGAGUGCCAGUGUUCUGGAUUUACUGGGUAUCCUAUUGUCUCAGGGCAAAAAGAGAAUAAACACAAAAGGACAGCCACUGAACCUCAGCUCCUUAUGGUCCUGGAUCAAGGAGAGAGAUGUGGCCAUUUCUUCCUAAGCUAAGCACGUCUGGUGUAGCGAUUAUUUCACUUCCGUUUAAUACCAGACAUGGAUUAACAGUGGUAGCUUGGAAUCCAGAGAGGCCUGCCUGGGUCUGUUUAAUCUGUGCGGUAAUGAAGCCUCUGACCUUCAGUUAAAUAGAUUUUGUCAACACUCAUUCAAUAAAUGAGAACUGCUGUUUCAUUAACUUUAACUAAAGCUGCUUGAUUUUGGACAAUUCCUUUCACUAUGGGAAAUACUAAGACUUUGAUUCCAAAGUUUCUCAGCACUCUAUUUCCCGAGUCUUCACUUUAGUUCUGAUCCUUGAAGAUCUAGAUCUCUCCCACACACCCCUUCCAUGCGCGCGGCUCCCUUGUGUACCCGGUUGAAAGAUGCGGACCAGGACUUAAAGCUUUGUCCUUAAGCCUGAGCCUGGGAGCCGGCUGACCUGUCCCAGGAGAGAUGGACCCGCAACUGGCUCGUCAGUGGCGCCAGGGGUGUGGAUUCCUUGGUUGGAGAGGUGAAGAGAGCUCAGACAUCUGGCGCCACUCUUAGACCCUGCAGCUUCAACAAACUUCUUGCAGGAGGCCGGCAGCCCCUCUGCCAGCUCUCGGAAGUGGCUUGCAGCUAGGUACCACCGCGGUAGACUCAGGCACGGUCACUCGGGGGCCCUGCUUUCCCUGUCACUGCCAGGCCAGACCGUUUGGAGGCCCCCAGAAGCCCCGGGUAUAAGCAGAACCACGCCCUACAGCACCAUCCUGCAGGCGUGGGCGGGACCCAGGGCUGUCCCGAGAGGACGGCGGGGUGAAGAGGUGCGGAUAAACCUUCCGCUGUGUUCGGCGCUGGCGCUUAGGUCCAAACUCCUCGGAACUCUCCCGCUUCUAUCGCCACACGUCCCUUGCCUUCCCUGCGCCACCCCUUCCUCCGCCCUGGCCCUGGGACACCCUUCCGACAGGAAGCGGCUCAUCCAGUCCCAGAACCGCCGGCCUGCUGGAGCAGUGACAAGAUCACAGGGGAAGUGUUUUGACCACACCACUGGGUUUGGCCCAGCUGCUCCUCUUGUCAGGAGCCCUACAUGGCUUCAACAGCCUCCACCAACCCAGCACAUGCCCACUUCGAGAGCUUUGUGCAGGCACAGCUGUGCCGGGAUGUGUUGAGCAGCUUUCAGGGGCUCUGUGAAGCCCUGGGACUGGAGCCCGGAGGAGGAUUACCUCAGUACCACAAGAUCAAGGCCCAACUCAACUACUGGAGUGCCAAGUCACUGUGGGCCAAGUUGGACAAGAGAGCAAGCCAGCCUGUGUACCAGCAAGGCCAGGCCUGUGCCAACACCAAGUGCCUGGUGGUAGGUGCUGGGCCUUGUGGGCUUCGAACUGCUGUGGAGCUGGCACUGUUAGGUGCCCGAGUGGUGCUUGUGGAAAAGCGUACCAAGUUCUCUCGGCACAAUGUGCUGCACCUCUGGCCCUUCACCAUCCAUGACCUUCGGGCGCUUGGGGCCAAGAAGUUCUAUGGGCGCUUCUGUACCGGUACCCUGGACCACAUUAGCAUCCGACAGCUUCAGCUACUUCUACUGAAGGUGGCGUUAUUGUUGGGGGUGGAAAUUCACUGGGGCAUUGCUUUCACUGGCCUCCAGCCCCCUCCCAGGAAGGGGAGUGGCUGGCAUGCCCAGUUCCAGCCCAGUCCCCCAGCCCAACUGGCCAACUAUGAAUUUGAUGUCCUCAUCUCAGCUGCAGGGGGUAAAUUUGUCCCUGAAGGCUUCACCAUCCGAGAGAUGCGUGGCAAACUGGCUAUUGGCAUUACAGUCAACUUUGUGAAUGGGCGUACAGUGGAGGAGACACAGGUGCCAGAAAUCAGUGGUGUAGCCCGGAUCUACAACCAAAAAUUCUUCCAGAGCCUUCUCAAAGCCACAGGGAUUGAUCUGGAGAACAUUGUGUACUACAAGGAUGAUACUCACUAUUUUGUGAUGACAGCCAAGAAGCAAUGCCUGCUGAGGCUGGGGGUGCUGCUCCAGGACUUGCCAGAGACUGAUCAGCUGCUGGGCAGUGCCAAUGUGGUACCUGAGGCUCUGCAGCGCUUUGCCAGGGCAGCUGCUGAUUUUGCCACACAUGGCAAGCUUGGGAACCUGGAGUUUGCUCGGGAUGCCCGUGGGCGGCCAGAUGUGGCUGCCUUUGACUUCACAAGCAUGAUGCGGGCAGAGAGUUCUGCGCGUGUGCAAGAAAAGCAUGGUGCCCGCCUACUGCUGGGGCUGGUGGGAGACUGUCUGGUGGAGCCCUUCUGGCCUCUGGGCACUGGAGUGGCCCGGGGCUUUUUGGCAGCCUUCGAUGCAGCCUGGAUGGUGAAGCAGUGGGCAAAGGGUGCUGGGCCUCUAGAGGUGCUAGCUGAACGUGAGAGCUUGUACCAGCUUCUGUCACAAACGUCCCCAGAGAAUAUGCAUCGAAAUGUAGCCCAGUAUGGGUUGGACCCUGCCACCCGAUACCCCAACCUGAACCUCCGGGCUGUAACCCCCAAUCAGGUACAAGACCUGUAUGACGUGGUGGACAAGGAGCAUGUGCAGAGGAAGGGUGACAAGACCGACUCAGGGAAGGCAGCCACAGGGUCAGCAGGCACUGAGGAGCUCCUGCGCUGGUGCCAGAAGCAGACAGCUGGGUUUCCUGGAGUCCAUGUCACGGACUUUUCUUCCUCCUGGGCUGAUGGACGAGCUCUGUGUGCCCUGGUGCACCGCCUACAGCCUGGCCUGCUGGAACCCUCAGAGCUGCAGGGCAUGGGAGCUCUAGAAGCCACCGCCUGGGCACUGAAGGUAGCAGAACAAGAGCUGGGCGUCACCCCAGUGCUAUCCGCACAGGCAGUAGUGGUAGGCAGUGACCCACUGGGCCUCAUUGCCUACCUCAGCCACUUCCACAGUGCCUUCAAGAACAUGCCCCACAGCUCAGCAGGCCCUGUCAGCCAGGCUCCUUCUGGGACCCCCAAUGCUAUACUUUUCCUUGGUAAACUGCAGAGGACCCUACAACGGACCCGGGCCAAGGUAGAGGCUGAGACUCCACGUACUGAGGAGCCCCCUGUCUCUGAGCCCAGUGUACCCCCAUCACUGCCAUCUGAACACCAGGAGGCUGGGGCAGAGGAUUUGUGUGAACUUUGUGGGAAACACCUCUACAUCCUGGAACGCUUCUGUGUGGAUGGCCAUUUCUUCCACCGGGGCUGCUUCCGCUGCCAUACCUGUGAGGUCACAUUGUGGCCAGGUGGCUAUAGGCAACAUCCAGGAGAUGGACAUUUCUACUGUCUCCAGCACCUGCCCCAGGAGGGCCAAAAGGAGGCUGACAGCGAUGGAAGUCCAGAGAACCAGGAGCUCCCUACACCAGAUGACCACAGCAUGCAGCCAGGCCCCUCACCUCCUGUAUCUCCUGUGGAGAGGGUCAGCCCUGUCCCAAGCCCCAGCCAGCCUACCCGUCGGCUGAUCCGCCUCUCCAGUUUAGAACGCCUGCGGCUGUCCUCCUUGGCCAUUAUCCCUGACCCAGGAACAGAGCCUCCACCCAAGCCCCCACGAAGCUGCUCUGCCUUGGCCCGCCAGGCUCUGGAGGGCAGUUUUGUGGGUUGGGGUGUGCCAGUCCAAGCGCCACAAGUUCCUGAGGCCACAGAGGUGGAAGAAAGUCCCUUUUCCAGUGAGGAAGAGGAGGAGGAAGAGGAAGAAAUGCCUUUGGAGCCAGACUUAGAGCAGACUCUACUGACCAUUGCUAAGAACUCAGGCACCAUGACUAAGUACCCGACAUGGUAUCGAACCCUCAUGCGCCGAGCCAAAGAGGAGGAGAUGAAGAGGUUUUGCAAGGCCCAGGCCAUCCAGCGAAGACUACAUGAGAUUGAGGCUGCUAUGCGGGACCUGGAGACGGAAGGCACAAAGCUGGAGCUGGCCUUGAGGAGACAGAGCAGCUCUCCAGAACAGCAAAAGAAACUCUGGCUAGAGCAGCUGCUACAACUCAUUCAGAAGAAAAACAGCCUAGUAUCUGAAGAGGCUGAGCUCAUGAUUACGGUUCAGGAACUGGACCUGGAAGAGAAACAGUGGCAGCUGGACCAGGAGCUGCGAGGCUACAUGAAUCGGGAAGAAACCCUGAAGACAGAGGCCGAUCGUCAGUCCGAGGACCGGGUCCUGAGGAAGCUGUUGGAUGUGGUGAACCAGCGGGAUGCCCUCAUCCGCUUCCAGGAGGAACGAAGGCUCAGUGAGAUGGCUUCAGAAACGGGGGCCCAGGGCUAGAAGGUGCUUAGCUCUAUGCCUGCUCCCUGCCCUGUAAGCAGACAUCAUCCAAGGGCAGUACCUCUGCCAUCUGGACUGUCUAGUCAGAGGCUUCGUUGUUGAAAAUAAACGUGUUAUGGCCAUGAA
Messenger RNA from Cricetulus griseus (Chinese hamster), 4750 nucleotides. Lineage: Eukaryota; Metazoa; Chordata; Mammalia; Rodentia; Cricetidae. The record is from RefSeq and is a predicted model, not a curated record.